CAACUUUUGUAACAGUGCAGUUUUUUUUAGUCGAUAUAUUGGAUUUUAUAUCAAUCUAUGCAUGUAUCGAAACAAAGACGCAACAUUCGUUUAAUGAUUUUAUCCAUUUCUCGAAUUGCGAGAGCCUUACGUAACCUUCUACCACCAAAAAAUUAAAUUUGAUCAUUUUUUGAGGAAAAAUAAACUUUUAAAAUCUGAAAAUUAGUUUCGGUUAGUUCAGAUUUAUCUUACCAGUGAAAGAAAGGACAGAAUUGCAAAAACCCCCAUUAAAGCUGGAGAUUUAGGCCCAAUCUUUCUUCUACCUUCCUUCGAAUCAGUCAAUUAUCAAAUUCUCCCCUCAGAGAUCGCCGGAGAUACUAUUUCCCGUCGAAGAAAAUGAGGAUUGACGAGAACGAAGGAGUCUCCGCUUCCAGCAAGCACUUAGUCUUUGCUUACUACGUCACUGGACAUGGCUUCGGUCACGCCACUCGUGUCGUCGAGGUUGUUCGUCACUUGAUCGCGGCGGGGCACGAUGUUCAUGUCGUCACCGGUGCGCCUGAUUUCGUCUUCACAUCCGAAAUUCAGUCACCGAGGCUAAAGAUUCGAAAGGUUCUUUUGGAUUGUGGGGCUGUGCAAGCUGAUGCCUUGACAGUCGAUCGUCUUGCCUCGUUAGAAAAGUAUGUCGAAACAGCUGUGGUUCCUCGAGCUGCAAUUUUGAACACAGAAGUGGAGUGGCUUCAUUCUAUCAAAGCCGAUUUCGUGGUGUCUGAUGUUGUCCCUGUCGCGUGCCGUGCAGCGGCUGAUGCUGGGAUACGAUCUGUAUGUGUCACCAAUUUCAGUUGGGAUUUUAUCUAUGCCGAGUACGUGAUGGCUGCUGGAUAUCACCAUCGCUCCAUCGUUUGGCAGAUAGCUGAAGAUUAUUCUCAUUGCGAGUUCCUAAUUCGACUCCCAGGAUAUUGUCCAAUGCCUGCCUUUCGUGAUGUCGUCGACGUACCAUUAGUAGUGAGGAGACUUCAUAAAUCUCGCAAGGAGGUGAGGAAAGAACUCGGGAUUGCUGAAGAUGUGAAUGUCGUUAUACUCAAUUUUGGUGGACAGCCCUCAGGGUGGAAUUUGAAAGAAGAAUCACUACCUUCUGGCUGGCUGUGUCUGGUUUGUGGCGCAUCUGAAACCCAGGAGCUUCCACCAAAUUUUGUAAAGCUUGCUAAGGAUGCUUAUACACCUGAUAUUAUAGCUGCAUCUGACUGUAUGCUUGGUCAGUACUAUAUUGCAGCUCACAUCUUACAGGAGACAGCCAUUGGAAGACAUUGCGCAUCCGACAAGUUGAGUGGUGCAAGAAGAUUACGUGAUGCCAUAAUCCUAGGAUAUCAGUUACAGAGGGUCCCUGGAAGGGACAUUGCUAUUCCGGAGUGGUAUUCAAGGGCUGAAAAUGAACUAGGUCAAUCUGCUGGAUCAUCACCUACAGUUCAAGCGAACGAGAACAACUCAUUGUUGGAGUCGUGCACCGAUGAUUUUGACAUCCUUCAAGGUGACGUUCAAGGUCUUUCAGAUACAUGGACAUUUCUUAAGAGUUUAGCCAAGCUAGAUGCUAUUCAUGAUUCUGAAAAUAGUAUGGAGAAGAAAACCAUGCGUGAGCGAAAAGCUGCUGGUGGCCUCUUCAAUUGGGAGGAAGAAAUCUUUGUUGCCAGAGCACCUGGAAGGUUAGAUGUGAUGGGUGGAAUUGCUGACUAUUCAGGAAGCCUUGUCCUGCAGAUGCCAAUAAGGGAAGCUUGCCAUGUAGCUGUUCAAAGAAACCAUCCUGGAAAACAUAGACUGUGGAAACAUGCGCAAGCCCGACAGCAAGCUAAGGGACAAGUACCAACACCAGUUCUGCAAAUUGUCUCAUAUGGAUCAGAGAUCAGCAAUCGUGCCCCCACUUUUGACAUGGAUUUGUCUGAUUUUAUGGAUGGAGAUAAACCAAUUUCCUAUGAAAAAGCAAGGAAGUUCUUUGCUCAGGAUCCAGCACAAAAGUGGGCAGCAUAUGUUGCUGGGACAAUCUUGGUAUUGAUGACAGAACUUGGUGUGCGUUUUGAGGAUAGCAUGAGCUUGCUGGUUUCUUCUGCUGUGCCUGAAGGUAAAGGUGUAUCUUCAUCUGCUGCUGUGGAGGUAGCAAGCAUGUCCGCAAUAGCUGCUGCCCAUGGACUGAGUAUCGACCCCCGAGAUCUUGCUAUACUCUGCCAAAAGGUGGAGAAUCACAUUGUUGGAGCUCCAUGUGGUGUUAUGGAUCAGAUGACUUCGUCCUGUGGGGAAGCCAACAAACUGUUGGCCAUGAUCUGCCAACCUGCAGAAGUGGUCGGGCUUGUUGAGAUUCCCAACCAUGUCAGAUUUUGGGGAAUUGAUUCCGGAAUUCGACACAGCGUUGGAGGUGCAGACUAUGGGUCUGUCAGAGUCGGUGCCUACAUGGGGCGAAAAAUGAUAAAGUCAGUGGCGUCUUCUAUUCUUUCACAAUCAACGUUAAGUGCUAACGGAGGCAACUCGGAAGAACUAGAGGAUGAAGGGAUUGAGCUACUUGAGACCGAAGCUUCAUUAGAUUACUUGUGCAAUUUGUCGCCUCACAGAUAUGAAGCUCGUUAUGCAGAUAAGCUUCCAGAUUUCAUGCUGGGUCAGACAUUCAUCGAGGAAUACUCGGAUCAUGAUGAUCCGGUUACAGUGAUUGAUGAAAAGCGUUCUUAUAGUGUCAAAGCUCCUGCAAGACACCCUAUAUACGAAAACUUCCGGGUCAAGACUUUUAAAGCCCUUUUGACGUCUGCAACGUCAGAUGAGCAGCUUACUGCUCUUGGGGGACUUCUUUAUCAGUGUCACUAUAGCUACAGCGCGUGCGGACUAGGAUCAGACGGAACCAACAGGCUGGUCCAGUUAGUACAAGGGAUGCAGCAUAACAAGUCUAAAACCGAUGACGGAACUCUAUAUGGAGCCAAAAUCACCGGCGGUGGCUCCGGUGGAACAGUCUGCGUCAUAGGCCGUAACUCAUUGCGCAGCAGCCAACAAAUUCUCGAGAUUCAGCAGAGAUACAAAGCUGCGACUGGCUAUUUGCCACUCAUAUUCGAAGGUUCGUCACCUGGAGCUGGCAAGUUUGGUUACCUCCGGAUCCGGCGUCGUAUCUCUCUCUGAUCCCAUUCAGACUCUCCCUGACUUGGAAUUGAACAUGGAUGUAGUAAAUAAGCUAAACAACAAGAAGUUGAAGAAAGUGGGUGAAGGUUCAGGGUAUAAUCAUUGUAGAUCAAUCACAUUGCACAGUUCUCGAGGUUCUUAUUUAUUAUUGCUCAUCUGCCUUUAAUUUCUUUACAUACUCAGCCCAAUAGUACUUUUUCUUUGCUAUUCAAUGAAUCCUCUUUUAAAUGAUGCUAUGGAAUAUAGAUAUAAAAUCUCU
This is a messenger RNA of Thlaspi arvense, 3385 nucleotides long. Lineage: Eukaryota; Viridiplantae; Streptophyta; Magnoliopsida; Brassicales; Brassicaceae. The record is from the annotation of a GenBank genome assembly.